UUGUCCAAACAGCACCAGAACAAGUUUCACAUAGUUCUACAAUUCAAGACAAAUUGUCCAACAAUUAGUUCUUCUUCUUCUCAAAAACACACAGAAACAUCUGAAACAGUUGUCCAAACAGCACCAGAACAAGUUUCACAUAGUUCUACAAUUCAAGACAAAUUGUCCAACAAUUUGAGUCUUUCUUCUUCUCAAAACACAACAGAAACAUCUGAAACAGUUGUCCAAACAGCACCAGAACAAGUUUCACAUAGUUCUACAAUUCAAGACAAAUUGUCCAACAAUUUGAGUUCUUCUUCUUCUCAAAACACAACAGGAACAUCUGAAACAGUUGUCCAACAGCACCAGAAACAAGUUUCACAUAGUUCUACAAUUCAAGACAAAUUGUCCAACAAUUUGAGUUCUCUUCUUCUCAAAACACAACAGAAACAUCUGAAACAGUUGUCCAAACAGCACCAGAACAAGUUUCACAUAGUUCUACAAUUCAAGACAAAUUGUCCAACAAUUUGA
Molecule: messenger RNA, 510 nt
Organism: Trichomonas vaginalis G3
Lineage: Eukaryota; Parabasalia; Trichomonadida; Trichomonadidae
Product: attachment subunit, putative-related family
Exons: 1
Source: RefSeq, a predicted model, not a curated record